This is a messenger RNA of Drosophila persimilis, 1961 nucleotides long. RefSeq names its product UDP-glucose 4-epimerase (gene Gale). The coding region runs from base 585 to 1637 and encodes 350 amino acids. The transcript is spliced from 4 exons. Gene Ontology annotation, cellular component: cytosol. Lineage: Eukaryota; Metazoa; Arthropoda; Insecta; Diptera; Drosophilidae. Gene Ontology annotation, biological process: beta-D-galactose catabolic process via UDP-galactose, Leloir pathway. The record is from RefSeq and is a predicted model, not a curated record. Gene Ontology annotation, molecular function: UDP-glucose 4-epimerase activity.
AGGUCACUAAUAGCCCGAUAACGAUGCACCCACAACGCCCCAAAUGCAUGUCCAUAGAAACAGCUUGCAGCUCUGACGUGCGGCCGAGUUGACAUUGGUAAUCAGACGACAUUGAGGCUGAUAAGAGGAGUUCCAACGAUACGCUGGGCAGAACUGAGAGAACAAGCUAAAUACUCGUCUACUCGCGAAACAUCUGAAAUCAUUCACUCGACAGCCGCCCAGCAAAACAGACGUACCAAAUCGGCAAGUGGGAAACGCAUAUGAAUGAAUGAACGCAAAGCGAGCGGAGCGGAGCGACGAGACGAGACGACAAGUGCAGGAAACGGGUUAACACACACCACAAAAGUAGAAGAAGAAGCUCUCUCGGACAAACAGCGGUCAGCGAUCUUUUGGCCAUAAGCAGCAGACAGCAGCAUCUUCUGCAGUGCGUGCGCGUGUGCGUACGCGUGUGUGAACAUAACUUACGAUUCACUCGGUGAUUCAAGGCCAGCGGUCACUCAGAGGAGGCGGAGCAGCAUCAGAAGCUACUUAACUUUGACAUCGGCAGCAGCAGCAGUGGAAGAUAUUUACCUGUCAGGUUCAGAAUGGCACCACCCACUGUCCUGGUAACCGGCGGAGCUGGCUACAUUGGCUCCCACACAGUCCUGGAGAUGCUCAACGCUGGCUACAACGUCAUCUGCGUGGACAAUCUCUGCAAUGCGUACAGCAGCGGCGCCAAGCUGCCGGAGGCAUUGAGUCGCGUACAGGAGAUUACCGGCAAGAAAGUGCACUUCUAUCGUGCUGAUAUCACGGAUCGGGACCAAGUACGAGCUAUUUUCCAGGAGCACAAGAUCGACAUGGUUUGCCAUUUUGCUGCACUCAAGGCUGUCGGCGAGUCCUGCCGCAUCCCGCUGCAGUACUACCACAACAACAUGACCGGGACGAAUGUGCUGCUGGAAGCCAUGGCCGACAACAACGUGUUCAAGUUCGUGUACAGCUCCAGUGCCACUGUCUACGGGGAGCCGAAGUUCCUGCCCGUGACGGAAGAACACCCCACGGGCAAUUGCACAUCGCCCUAUGGAAAAACCAAAUACUUUACUGAGGAGAUUCUUAAGGAUCUGUGCAAGUCCGAUAAGCGAUGGGCCGUAGUCUCUUUGCGGUACUUCAAUCCCGUGGGUGCUCACAUCAGCGGUCGUAUCGGCGAGGAUCCCAACGGCGAGCCCAAUAACCUGAUGCCCUAUAUUGCCCAGGUGGCCGUGGGGCGACGCGCCAGCCUGAAUGUCUACGGCAGCGACUUCCCCACCAAGGACGGCACCGGAGUGCGCGACUACAUACACAUUGUGGACCUGGCCGAGGGUCAUGUGAAGGCCCUGGACAAGCUGCGCAACAUUGCAGAGACUGGAUUCUUCGCAUACAAUUUGGGCACUGGCGUAGGAUACUCCGUGCUAGACAUGGUGCAUGGCUUCGAGAAGGCAUCCGGCAAGAAAAUUGCUUACGUCCUGGUGGACCGUCGAUCGGGGGAUGUGGCCACAUGCUAUGCGGAUGCCACGCUGGCGGAGAAGAAGCUGGGGUGGAAGGCAUAUCGCGGCAUCGACAAGAUGUGCGAGGAUACGUGGCGCUGGCAGAGUCAAAACCCGAAUGGAUACGCCAACAAAUAGCUCCGAUGGGAAUGACAGGACACUAGUUUGAUCUUGCCUCUGUUCGUGUGCCUCUCCCUAUGUUCUACCCGUGCAAGUUCCUCCCUCGCUCGCAUAUAUAUACAUAUUCUAAAACAUGAUUUAUUGUAUUAACUUAGGUAGCAAAUGUCCUUGCAACUAGUUUUGUAUAUUUCGUUUCCAAAUUUCAAGUGAAACCCACUUGUCUAAACAGUAGCCCUUAUACUUACCACCUGAUGUAUGUAUGUAUGUAGUCUGGUUAUGUAAAUCCAAAGUACGUUGUAAUUAAAGCAGGCUCCUCGCUGUCGUCAUGUAAUAUUCCACUAA